This is a messenger RNA of Lymnaea stagnalis (great pond snail), 6221 nucleotides long. The record is from the annotation of a GenBank genome assembly. Lineage: Eukaryota; Metazoa; Mollusca; Gastropoda; Lymnaeidae.
AAUAUUCUCUCUGACUACCUGCUGUGAAUGACGUUGGGAAUGACGCUACUCCUUCAUAUCGUUUUGCUCUCAUUGUGGAUCUGUUUCCGGUCAGCUCAGUCCGUUGCGGAAGACUUGAACGGUAACAUUGGCGUUGGAAUUUUGUUUAAGACAAUAAACAAAAUGCUUUUGAAAUUGUUAACAUCUAUAAGGCAACACCGUAUGUACUGCGUCCGCUAUUGUCAUAGAUGUUUGUUAAGGAGUUUAUUUGGUGUAGAGAUUGAUUAUGAAGCUGUCGCCAUUUAGUUUCUAAUGUGCCGUAUUCAGCUAUUAGAGAUGUCGGCAUUGAUGCUUGUGAAUGAAAGGAUUUGGUGUAGAGACUAAUUGUGUAGCGGCUGCUAUCUAGUUUGUUUUGGUUAACGUUUUGGCUUUGAGAGAUGGCGCGUGUAUUACUCUUUUUAAUGAACGCGAACAAGUACCGUUAAAUUAAUAUGUAGGGGGUGACAGGUGAGAAGGCUGCUCUUUAGGCUUCCACUUUUAAGGGACAAUUAGUGUGGCUCACUGCAAAGGAAAGGUAAUUUUUAAAGGGCUUCUGCAAGGGUGAAGGGUGACACAUACAAAUGCUAUGUUUUUGACAGUCGCAGAGAUUAUAUACAAUUUUUAAAACACUUUAAAUCUAAUUAUCUAAAAAGAAAAGGAAAGACAAGAGCCACUUUCUCUUUUUUUUUUGGGUUGAUAAUUAUGAGUUAUCUGCUCUUAGACGUGUCAACUCAAUGCUAUAUCAUAUUCUUGUUACAUAUGAUAACAUCAAAUACUGCCACCAUUAACCUUUAUCAAAUGAACAUAAAGGCUUUUCCCCAGUUUCAUACACAUGUCACCUGUUCAGUUAAUUAUUUAAUUAUGGUAGACACAAUGUCAUGUGAAAUAAUGUAAACAAGAGUGAUCAAAAAGAAGUCACAAACAUAACAUAUUGAUACUUUUUCUCUCUGUGUAGCUCCGUCUGAAGCACUUGCGAAUUUAGUAUAUCUCCUCAAUGGCCAGUUCACCAAUUUGGCCACCCUGGCCAAGGACGAGUAUGGCCGCCUGGUCAGACCGGACUACCUCGUUGAGUGGGACAUACAGUCAGUGGCACUUAACUUUUUUGACCCGGUAAUUUAAAAACAAAAUGUGUAACUUUUUUUUUUUUCCUUCUGCCUCUUCAUCAAUAUAUUUUGUUAAUCAUCUGGCAAGAAAGGUUUAAUGAACGCGCGCACAUUUCUUUCUGGGGAGUGCCAUCGAUUACAUGAGUCAGAUGUAUUUGGCAGCUCAUGGACUCGGUAUUUUUCAAUUAACUUUCGAUAAACGCACAAAUGAAAUCCAGAUAAAAACAUAUAUAUAUAUCCCAAUUAUAUUUAUUGUUAAACAGAUAGCCGUGACGUCAUUCACCGAAAUAGACAAUCAAACAACUGAAAUGCUAAAUUAAAGACUUUAGAGCAGGCGCGCACAACUCAAAAUGUAAGGUGGGCCGUAAUACUUUAGGAACAAUUUGUGCGGGCCAGAAGGCAAUUGGACAGGGAGGAAAGCUAUGAAUAAGAUAAUAAUAUAAGUAAUAUUUCGAUACUUCGCGGGCCGCAAAGUGGGUGCUGGCGGGCCGAAUGCGGGCCGUAUGUUGUGCUUGCCUGCUUUAAACCUUUCUCGUUAUCUCUGUGAUUAAACUUGGGCGGAUGUAUAGUAAUAAGCUCUGUUUUCAGUACACGCUACCGACAUGAUCUAUGAUCUUGUAUUGAUCUUAUCAAGAAUAUAGCAAUAAUGUAAACAUUGUUCUACAGUUGGGAAUUUUGAAGUUCAUGAGAAUUGAAUUUCAUUGUUUGAGUAAACUAAACUUAUGUCGAGGUAUGUGGGAGUUUACUUUCCACGAAGUGAUUUGUCUCACUAUCUGAAGACUGGCAAGUUACCUUCCACGCAAUUCUUGUCUCUCUUACUGAAGUCUGUGUCUGUCUAGCAUGUUACGUUUGUAGACUGACUGCUGUCGUCUCCUAUAACUCUUGGAACAUUAUUUAUUAAAAUAAAAACCAGACUGUUUCACCUGGUAAUCACACGUUCAAGUGGAAGUCCACUGCACAGGUGUGUUUGAGCCUGCCGCCGUAUACUAUUACAAUGAUAAAUAGUAUCUAAUUUUAUAACGUUAAUAUUGAACAUCUAUUUUUUAAUUUAAAGGUGACUACCAUAUACUUGGAGGAAAAUAUUGGAAAGAAACCCCUGUACCGUCAGAUUAUUACAAUAAGAGACAUUGGUAACGGACUAUUUCUGCUACACCCCUACAACAUAAAGGACGAGUUCUUCUCACAGUAAGAGAGUUGUUCAUUGCUGCGUGUGUUGUAAAUGUAGUUAGCAGAUGCACAUUUAGCAUAUGUAUAGUUCGCAGAUGUACAGUUAGAUGUAUAGUAAGUAUAUGUAUAGUUAACAUAAGUAUAAUUAGCAGAUGUAUAGUAGCAGAUGUAUAGUUUACAUAUUUAUAGUUAGCAGAUGUAUAUUUAGCAGAUGUAUAGUUAACAAAUGUGAAGUUAACGGGAUGUAUAUUUAACGGAUGUACGGUUAGAUAAUGUUGACUUGAAAAUGUACAGCAAGUAGACGUCUAGUUAGCAUAUGUAUUGAAGUCUGAUGUAUAGCUGUAAGACGCAUAACCAUUUUAAAGUAUAGUUAAAUGUUAAAGGUUCAAUUUUAGCUAGAGAUGUUUUUAAAAAGGACGUGCUGAUAAUUGAAUUUUUCAUAUCGCCUAUUAGAUUUAUUUCAUAAUUUCAUUACCAGUGGCGAAGCCCAACCACAAAGAGAGUUUUCAUCUCUUAAAAUGGAAGACCUGAGUGAACUGACCGAAUGUGACACAUUCGUGCAGCAGAUAGACACGGCAUUGUACAUGGGAUUCUGGCCGACAUGUAAUCCUGGGCAACAUGAUGUAAGAGAACAUAUUUGUAUGGAGUUUACACCACGUCUAUUCCACACUUUGACGCCAUCUAUGCCAUCUAUGCCAUCUAUGCCCUCUAUGUCAUCUAUGCCAUCUAUGCCAUCUACGCCAUCUAUGCCAUCUACGCCAUCUAUGCCAUCUAUGCCAUCUAUGUCAUCUAAUCUAUGUCAUCUAUGCCAUCUAUGCCAUCUAUGCCAUCUAUGUCAUCUACGCCAUCUAUGCCAUCUAUGCCAUCUAUGCCAUCUAUGUCAUCUAUGCCAUCUAUGCCAUCUAUGCCAUCUAUGCCAUCUAUGCCAUCUAUGCCAUCUAUGACAUCUUUGCAAUUUAUGCCAUCUACGCCAUCUAUGCUAUCUAUGCAAUCUACGCCAUCUAUGCCAUCUAUGCCAUCUGUGCCAUCUAUGCCAUCUAUGUCAUCUAUGAAAUACAUCUAUGCCAUCUAUGCCAUCUAUGACAUCUCUGCAAUUUAUGCCAUCUACGCCAUCUAUGCUAUCUAUGCAAUCUACGCCAUCUAUGCCAUCUAUGCCAUCUGUGCCAUCUAUGCCAUCUAUGUCAUCUAUGAAAUCUAUGCCAUCUAUGCCAUCUAUGCCAACUAUGCCAUCUUUGCCAUCUAUGCCAUCUAUGCCAUCUAUGCCAUCUAUCCCAUCUACGUCAUCUACGCGAUCUGUGCCAUCUAUGCCAUCUAUGCCAUUUAUGUUAUCUAUGCCAUCUAUGCCAUCUACGCCAUCUAUGCCAACUAUGCCAUCUAUGACAUCUAUGCCAUCUAUGCCAUCUAUGCCAUCUAUGCCAUCUACGCCAUCUCUACAUGGAUCAGAGAGUUUGUUUGUCAGAUUCCCGUUUAUUUAAAAACAAAACCUCUUGACCGGUCUCUUCCAAGGUCACGUAUUUUAUGAUCAGUGACGUGACAAAGGAAUCAGACGCUUAUGUCAAUGAAGACAACGUUAGUGUCUAUGUUUUUUUUUACAAAUCAUAGACACAGGCAUUCAGAACACAUUCCAUGUCUGUGUUGAGGCAUUUUGAGUAGGGGGGGGGGAUCGGAUGGGGGUGAGUGGAGAGCUGUUCCACAACAUGCUUUUUUUUUAUUUGGAGCUAGGUCUUUAGUCUCCUGUAAUGUGAACAAUACAGCACAAAAUCUGAAUACCAAUGUAAUGAGGCACUUGACCCGAUUUGAUUAUUCCACGAACAUUUCAGCAGCACUCGAUUAUCUAGUUUUUUUGUGACCAGUGUUAUAAAAUUUACUAUUUAGGCUUUAAAAUAUAAUAUUUUGUUGUUAAGUAUACUAUUUAAGUUAUAAAGGAUAUUAUUUAGGCUAUAAAUUAUACCAUUUAGGUUUUAAAGUAUACUUUUUAGCUUAUAAAGUAUACUUUUUAGGUAGUAAAGUAUACUAUUUCGGUUUUAAAGUAUACUAUUUAGCUUAUAAGGUAUACUACUUAAACCCUUACGCACGAUGCCUAACCAUAUUCAGUUCUGACCCACAAAAGUUAGAGUUGGAUUCUUCAUAUUAUUUGCUUUAAAAGAUUAAUCAUAUGACAAUCAAUAGAGGUUGUUGUCAUUUUGAUCGGACUAAAUGCCCUUACAAGAAGUCAUUCCUGAAUCUUUUUUGACAAUACCAGACACUACUUUUCUUCUUCUCCAUAUGUGUGGCCAGUUUGACGUAUCCUUGACUUUGAGUUGUCACAUGGCAGCUUACAUUGGCUACCCGAGGAACACAACAAAGAGUGAGAGAGAGGUGGUGCCCAUGAGGAAAAUAACAACACCGUAAGUAUCUUUGAUGGACGGACGGCUCUGAAUGGAUGAUGUUUUAAAUUUAUCGGUAAAUAUCAGCUGUUUUUUUUUUUUUUUGCUAAUGAAUCGCUAUGUUCCGCUAUUGGAAAAAAAACCCAACAAAUCUAAUUAAAUUAUUGUAUAAAAUAUGUUAAGUUUAUCAGAUUCAGUUCAAAUGACAUACCAUCCAGUAGAUAGAUGAUCCAAUAGACCCAUGUACACCUGACAUUCCAAAUGAAAGCCCAACGACUAAAUCAAGAAUGAAGAGGGAGUUGGUGGGUGUGGCAAACAAAACAACCCGAUAUCAAAAGUAAUGUUCUUUGACAAACUUUAAAAUCUGAUUGAUCUCCAUCGUCUUUAACUAGUUUUCUUUUUUUUUAGGAUUAUAAAGCCAUCAUAUAUCUUUACUUAGAAACGUUUUAUCGAUUUCUGAUCUGCUUCUAACGAAAACUUAUUUUAAAAACAAAUCGUUCAAAUGUGUAUUCUCCGGGACACCAAUGCGUUAGGAUAUAAUUAAGAUUUAAUUAUGUCGCCGUCAUGAUGUCACUAGGAUAUGAUUAAGCUGUAUGUUAUUUUGCUGGCACCAUGACAUUGCGAUAAAGGUAAGCUGUCUUCAUGUUACCUGCCAAACCCUGGCUCAGUGAGCCAUGACGCCAGCUGGCUCACUCAGAAGUUGACAAGCGGGCUGGCAACACAGGACAACUGUUUUUUCAAACACAAUGGGACCACCCCCCACCUGCUCCCCCACACCACAUGCGCUCAGAGCCAAUCAACCAAACUUACAUAAUAAAUGUCAAGUAAUAAAUGUGAAUAAAUAGAUCUCGAACGUAAACGAUAUCAAUAUUCAACUUCCAAUAUCCUUUUUUUAAAAUAUGUAUGGCGGUAAGGGGGUUCCCAUUAAAAUUUUUCCACCGGUUUUGCUAAGCAUUUACACAUGUCUAUGGAUAUAUAUUUACUAUGAAAUUGAUUUGUAAGUAAACUAAUUGUACAUAUAUCUGAUUAAGUUAGUUGUUCCUUAUUUCCUUACACCAAAGAUCGUUAUUCUUCCUCCAGAUAUCCACCUCCUUACACGGUGAUGGGGAGUGACCUCUACACCAACCCGUGUGAGGGUGGCAGUUAAAAAUGUCGGGGCCAACAGUUUUAAAGAAAACAAACGAUUUAUUUAAAUUAGGUUUUCAUGCUAUAAUCGUCCGUUGAUUAGCUGCUUUGAAAAUCCUUUUCCAUUAUUCUGAUGCCCAUGUUUCACAUCUAUGAUUUUUUGAUUCGCACAUGACUCUAUUAUUAUUAAUAAACGAUGUGAUAUGUAAGUGUGUCCGCCCAUGACUUUAUUUAUUAUUAAUAAACGAUGUGAUAGAUGGGUGUGUCCGCUCAUGACUCUAUUAUUAUUAAUAAUCGAUGUGAUAGAUGGGUGUGUCCGCCCAUGACUCUAUUUAUUAUUAAUAAACGAUGUGAUAGAUGGGUGUGUCCGCUCAUGACUCUAUUUAUUAUUAAUAAUCGAUGUGAUAGAUGGGUGUGUCCGCCCAUAACUCUAUUUAUUAUU